UAUAUCUCACGCGUCGUCCUCGUCUUCUCCGUAUUACACUGAUUUAAUUCUCCUACCUAUCUCAACUUCCUACGUUUAUUCAUCAUUCAUGGGUUUGAAGGAGGAAUUCGAGGAGCACGCUGAGAAAGUGAAUACGCUCACCAAGUUGCCAUCGAACGAGGAUUUGCUCAUUCUCUACGGGCUCUACAAGCAAGCCAAGUUUGGGAAUGUGGACACCAGUCGUCCUGGAAUGUUCAGCAUGAAGGAGAGAGCCAAGUGGGAUGCUUGGAAGGCUGUUGAAGGGAAAUCAUCGGAAGAAGCCAUGAAUGACUAUAUCACUAAGGUCAAGCAACUCUUGGAAGAUGCUGCUUCCAGUGCUUGAACCUGAUGGAAUCAUAUGAUUGAUCAAUCCCUCCUCUGCAGUAACUUUAUCUUAAGCAAUCAAAUAACAUAGCAUAAGACUUGUUCUUGCUCUUGUGUUUCUAUCAUAUUAAAAUCUCUCUACUUUGUGACAUGGUUUGAUCUCUUAAAAGUGCUUGAUAUUGGUCUAAACAAAGAAUCAUGAUGCAAAUUAAA
Arabidopsis lyrata subsp. lyrata is the source of this 555-nucleotide messenger RNA. RefSeq names its product acyl-CoA-binding domain-containing protein 6. Lineage: Eukaryota; Viridiplantae; Streptophyta; Magnoliopsida; Brassicales; Brassicaceae. The transcript is spliced from 4 exons. The record is from RefSeq and is a predicted model, not a curated record. Gene Ontology annotation, molecular function: fatty-acyl-CoA binding. The coding region runs from base 89 to 361 and encodes 90 amino acids. Gene Ontology annotation, biological process: fatty acid metabolic process.